This is a messenger RNA of Cavenderia fasciculata, 771 nucleotides long. RefSeq lists its product as uncharacterized. Lineage: Eukaryota; Evosea; Eumycetozoa; Acytosteliales; Cavenderiaceae. The record is from RefSeq and is a predicted model, not a curated record. The transcript has 5 exons. Bases 1 to 771 code for a protein of 256 amino acids.
AUGUCAAGUAUAGAUAAUAAUAAUAGUAUAUCAUUUCAAGAUGUAAUCAACGUACAAUACAUUAGAAAUGCGAUAUUCAAUCAAGUUCAUAACUUGAAUCGUUUGAUUGAGAGUGGUGCUGGUGCUGGUGCUGAUGAUAAUACAAAUACAUCAUCAUUAAAAGGAAGUGAUAUUAUCAAGUUACCUAAUAAUAUAUCAAGGUAUGGUAUGUCAUGGGACUUUAUCAAACAUUAUCUACCAUCAUCACCAUCAGCUGAUGUUGAAGGAGAAGAAGAAGAGGAGGAGGAGGAGGAGAUAUCAGAGGCCAUUUUCAGAUAUUGUCUUCAUCGUAAUGCUACCCUUGCCACUCUUGAACAACUUAUCGAUAAAUUGGUACCCAACUUUGAUUCCACCUCUCAUGAUGAACUAGCAGAACAAGUUGCAUCAAAUGGGAAUAAAGAUAUAUUGGGAUAUGCAUCAAGUGGAGGACAUUUAGAUAUAAUCAAGUUUCUACAUGAAUAUAGAAGUGAAGGUACAACAACCAAUGCUAUUGAUAAUGCAGCCAAUGCGGGUUUAUUGAUGUUAACAGAGGGUGCUACCACUGAUGCUAUAGAUUUUGCCUCAGAUGAGAUGGGAUUCAUAGAAAUUGUAAAGUUCCUUUAUGAAAACAGAACUAAAGGUGCAACUACCAAUGCCAUACAAAAUGCAUUAUCCAACAACCAUUUGGAAAUUGUAAAGUAUCUUCAAGAGAAAGAAGAAGAAGAGAAACUGGUCGCUCAAAAUAAUCUAUAA